AUAAUUGUAAUAACAAAAUUAGAAUGAUCCAUAAUGAUGGAAUAUUCCUGUAUCUGUUGCAGAGAAAAUUCGAGUUAUCCGGAAUCGUGCAAGAACGGAAUCUGCUCCACAUCUCCAGAAGAGAUGACUUCCGUUCGCACGUGUUAUUGCAAACAAGAAGAGAAUGUAUCGCGCAAGAAAGAUGGCAAUAUCACAGACGAGAAUCGACAUAUUCCAAUUGCCGUAUCUAAAAGAUUGGUAAUCAAGAAUAAAGCUUGUACAAGCAACAGAGAAUCUCCUAUGAGAGAAAAAAGCGACGAGAAAAUGAUGCAGCCCAAAAAUCGAUCGGUGGAAGUGCAAUCCGAUCCUGUCUUAAGUCCGGAAACGUCGACUGCGCUCGAGAACGCCGAGAAGAUUAUUAACAAUGCAAAGAUACAACUCAUGGAAGUCUGCGCAAUGUCAAGUCUGGAUUCUGUGCGACGGAAUAGAAAUACAUGUUCGGAGCCGCCGUUGGACGACGAGACGGAGGAGCUGCUGUACAUUCGUGAGCUGGUGGCAUCCAAGUUUUAUGAGACAAGCAGCUCGAGAUCGGAGGGGAACGAGAGGACGACGAGCGCACCUUCGGAGAAUCGAUCUCCGCAAAUUACCGUUCGCCGGGUCGAUUUGUCGGCGCCUAAAUUUCGGAUGUCGCGAAGAAGGCAACGUGGGGAUCGGUACCUGGAAUACGGAAGCGAACGUGCCUCGCCUACCGGAGGGCCAUCGAGAGGCGACGACUCCUCGUCGUCGUCGUCAUCGUCUUCAGCCGGUGAACGCGAGCUCGUUCGUGCGCGAGAGAACGCGUGCGAAAUCCAGAUUGGACCCUCGCUGCACAUCGUCGACCGGGAAUUGACGAGGCAGGACCUGGAGGACGUGCACAUCUCGCCGGAUUCGUCCUGGUGUCGCGCGAACACGGCUACUUACGUUCUGCGUCGCUCCUCCGAAAGUCCCGUCACGUCCGCGGAUAAGGAGGAGUCCCGGAAAAGAUCCGGAGCACCCAAGAAGACGCUUCGCGUGAGAUUAGAUACGUCGCGACGCCAGGAACCAGUCCCGGAAACCGAAGCGACAAGGGUUUGCGCGACGACGAUUGUCUCGGAAAAGGGAGAUUCCAAUCGAGAGAGACUCGAACCUUCCAAGUCUCAAGUUCGAAGUUGCAUCAACGGAGAAGAGAAGAGAGAAACCGAUACCAGGGAUACGAGAAUGUCUGAAAGUUUGGAAACAAAUCGAGAGGCGAUAAAUCCGGUCGUGAUUGAAAAUUCGGGGGCCGAUCGUGAAAGAUCGCAAGAUGAAGCUCAAGUCAAAAUUAUCUCCCGCGAUGAAACGAACCCGGAAGGAGGAAGAAUGUUCGAUGUUGAUUGUCAGGCUUAUCUGCGAAACGAGGAGAGUGCUAUGAAUGGAAUGCCGAUGAAGAACCAAAGCGAUCGAUCAAAACCACUGCCCGAUAAUGACACUUCGAGGAAAGCAGAGUUUCCUCGUCUCGGAAAUAUCGAGCAAGCUUAUCGAGCGGUGGAAAAUUCGAGAUCACGUCGGACGCAGAUUGAUGAACGCUUUUCAAAUACAUUCGACAGCCAUAAUGGACAAGAUGAGCUGUGCGAUGUCGCUGUCGAGGAUACACAUCAUCGGUCUUUCGUUUCAAACUGCAUACACGAUUUUCCAAUAAAAGACAUUUUGAACGAGGUCGAUUUGUACCGACCACGUCUCAACGACUUGGAUCUAAUUUUGCUCUCCAACGAUAAGAAAAUCGAGCGUGUCGUUCACGCGACCCAAACCUUCGGGGAAUUAUUAUCCCGACUCGAUUUCGCGACGUGCGGAAAUGAAGAGAAGCAAACAUCCGGGGAAUUCCACCAUGAAUCGUCAGCUGAUAAAGUUCUCCAACUAUCAUCGAAGGAGUCGAAUAUCGAGACUGAGCUGAAAAAUGCGGACUUGACCGUCUCCUGUGUUCCAUCAGAGAAGCGAACCGACACAAAUAUGCGGAAAACGGACACGAUAGGGAUGGAGUCAUCGGGUUUCACGAAGGAAAGUGACUCUCGUAGCAAGUAUUCGAAAAAUUCUAUGGAAUCCAGCGUGUUUCCCGGAUCGGACACGAGUUACGGUUCGGAGAUAAAGUCUUCUCGCGAUAAAGUUCAACAACCGAGAUUAGAAACGCAUCUAUCGGAAUCGUCGUCGUACAAAUCAGACGUCACCACGUUCUCCAACAUGGUUCCCGCGUUCUCCAGCACGCGAACAGAAACCCAGACGUGCGAGAAGAAGCAGAUUCCUCGAGACAAUCGUCAUGGGGAUGCGGGACGACUUGUCCUAAAAUCUGUAAAGGCUGUAAAGAGGUCGUCCGAGAUCGAUUGCUCUCGCAAGGAAUUUGAUCACAUUUUCACCCAGAUCCCCCGAAAAGAUACGUCCGAAGCCGCUGAUCGGUUCGUCGCUUAUUUUCUUCAGGAUGAGAAGCAGAGCGUCGAGAACAAAGUCGCGAAUGCCUUGAAGGAAUCUGCGAUGGAUCCUGUUGCGGUGCAAAAAUUCCUGGAUAAUAUGCGGAACGCGAAACGCGAGGCGGAGACCCUGGACAUCCUGAAGAAUAUCCUGAUCGAAGUUCAACCGGAACCAGAAACGAAAGAGUCCAUUGGAGACUCUAGGAACAUUAGCGAGCUAGAUAAGAUUAAUGCUGACGAAACUUUGGUCGCGACCGCGAUAGAAGGAUCGAUUCCUCGAGUGAAAGAUCAACUGGUCGAGCAAAUUGCCGAAAAAUCUCACGACAAGCCCGAUGAACUUUCCCGCGAUUCCUCCGCGUGUCGAGGAACGAGAGAGGACGCGGCUUCUCUUCAUCCUCUCGAGUCCGCUCAGAGUUCUAAAAAUAAUCACAGCAAGGGAAUCUCCUACUCGGAGGCGGAAUCAUUGAAGCAGAUCUCCGAUAUUCGCAGCGAUGAUGACGCACUCCCUUGUAAGAAUUCCCCACCUAAGACUGUAUCCGCAAAAUCGAACGAAGGAUGCACGAUGGAAGCUGAAGAUCUAGAUAUCAAGAUCGCGGAAUCCACGAAAAAUCAAGAGGACGAUGCGACUAACGAGAGACCAGUCGGGAAUGAAUCGAGCGAUGUUCAAGAAGCUGUGAAAGAAAUUACAAUUGAAGAAACGCGAGGUAAUACGUCAGUGAAUGAAAAUAUUGUACCUGCAAAGAUUUUGGAGAUGAUGGAGGGAAUUAAUUUGGAUGCGAAGUCUGCUGAAUCUAUUGAAACUCCGAAGAAGGAAGAUGUUAAUCUCGCGCAUUCGCCGGCGAAGGAAGAUAUCGAAGCUUUAUGCGCAAUUGAGGAAUGUAAAUCAAUGAUCAACUCGCGACAUUCCGUAGUUAAGGAGAAGGUCGAUCUUGUUGCGAAUUCCUGCUCGGCUUCUCUGCGAGAUAACGCUUCGUUGUCGAGCGCGAAAAAUGGCAAAUCAUUGUUAAAGGAAGUCGCGUCGCACAACAUCAAACCAAAUAUCACUGUUGGAGAAAAUGAUUUGAUAAAGGAUAGGAAAAACGAUGACAAAUCGAUGACGGUCGAUGAUCGUAGAAAUGGAACUGAAGUCACGAGGUUUCUGAAAAAUAUAAAAAACAACGAUGAAGAGCAAUCGAAUGACUUGACAUUGCAAGAGCAAAGAAUAGAUAUCUUAUCUAACUCUAAUUCCAGUGUUAGUAGUAUACUGUUAGAUUACGAUAACAGAUCCACCAAUGGUGCGUUUAGUGCAAAUCCAAAGAGAAUGGAAACCUCAUCGGAGACGUCUCAUUCCGAGGGAGAAUUAUAUAUGCCAAGUUCGUGUUCCUAUUCUCUCGGGGAAGUGAGAGUUUUGAAGAAACGCGAAUUAAUCUCGGAUAAUUCGAUAGAUCGUGAUAGCAGUGCGACGAUUCUCGUCACCAGGAGUAUGCUAACGUCUUUAAACAACUCUACGAUAUCUUUACUAGAAAGUUCCGGAUGUAUUUAAAGAGAAAUAUAUUCGUCGAGACGCAUCGUGAUAUAUAUUUUAAU
Messenger RNA from Nylanderia fulva, 4001 nucleotides. Lineage: Eukaryota; Metazoa; Arthropoda; Insecta; Hymenoptera; Formicidae. The record is from RefSeq and is a predicted model, not a curated record.